Messenger RNA from Physella acuta, 1274 nucleotides. RefSeq names its product serpin B4-like. NCBI's taxonomy places the organism in Eukaryota, Metazoa, Mollusca, Gastropoda, Physidae. The record is from RefSeq and is a predicted model, not a curated record. Gene Ontology annotation, molecular function: serine-type endopeptidase inhibitor activity.
UAUUAUCAUAUGUAACACAAACUCCAGCCAGUUCGUCUAACAAGCGACAUGAAGACUUACAUUGUUGUGAUUCUGGCCAUAGCUGGUCAGCUGGUCGCCGCGGAUCCUCAACAGCAACUGGCAUUGUCGGCUGCGACCUCUGGCUUCUCCCAGAGACUGUACCAGAAGGUGGCGCUGAACAGAGAAAAUGUCGUCUAUUCCCCCUACAGCAUCCAUUCAGCACUGUCCAUGACGUCACUUGGUGCCCGCGGGGAAACUGCCACAGAAAUGGCAGAAACUCUUGGGGUCAGCUCUCUUGGUCCUGCCGUCCAUACAAUCUACAAGGAACUGAUAACACAGCUGAACUCUAAUACGGAUGUUGAGAUAAACACGGGAAACGCCAUUUUUGUCAACCCAAGGUACACGAUCGUGCCCCAAUUUAUUACCGAUGUAAGGGACUAUUACUUCGCCAAGGCAGAUAACUUUGACUUAUCUGCCCCUGGUGGCCCAGAGGAGAAAAUCAACGACUACAUUUCUCGGGCGACGAAAAACACAAUUAUGAACACCCUGGAGAAAGGUUUCAUCAAACGAAAUACAGUUAUGCUGCUGGUGAACACACUUUUCUUUAACGGUACCUGGGAGUCUCAGUUCCCCAAAUAUAACACACGUUCUGAACGCUUCUACAAGCCUGGCGGUCUAGUCACUAAGGUCGACAUGAUGGAAGGCAACUUUGAGAUCUUCUACAAGGAAGACGCGACAAACAAAGUUGAUGUGGCCGAGCUGCCGUUUAAGGGAGAACGAUUCAGUCUGUUCAUUGUAAUACCACACAAGGUGGAUGGAAUCAAUGCUUUAGAACAACUGCUGGCGACCCCUGGGAAGGUCGAUGAACUCUUCACAGGCCUAGAACAAACUUUUAUGUCUGUCAGCAUUCCUAAAUUUACCACAGAGACAGAAGUUGAGCUAAGCGAGACUUUGAUAGACCUGGGUAUGGUGAAAGCUUUUAAUUCAGCGGACUUUUCUGGAAUGGUGAAAGGUGCUAAUGUUGCUAUCGACAAAGUGAUUCACAAAGCGAAGAUCGUUGUCAUGGAAACGGGGACCGUCGCUGCCGCAGCUACCGUCGUUGCCCUGAAGGAAAGUGGGACCUCUCUCUUUUUCAAAGCGGACCAUCCUUUCCUGUACUUCAUCAGAGACAAAGUGACCGGACACAUUUUCUUCCAAGGAAAAUUCUCCGGCUAGUUAAUUAAAAACGAUGUUGUAUUGAGAAAAAUCCUAAUAAAAGUUUAACUGAAAGUCAA